Labeo rohita (rohu) is the source of this 6665-nucleotide messenger RNA. Its product is annotated as MAM and LDL-receptor class A domain-containing protein 1. The record is from RefSeq and is a predicted model, not a curated record. Gene Ontology annotation, cellular component: membrane. NCBI's taxonomy places the organism in Eukaryota, Metazoa, Chordata, Actinopteri, Cypriniformes, Cyprinidae. The coding region runs from base 58 to 6189 and encodes 2043 amino acids. The transcript is spliced from 37 exons.
AGACCCACCUCAGCUUAACACUAGAGAACUUAUUAGCGGGACACUGGAAGAGACACUAUGUCAGGGGACACAUACCUGAGGCUGCUCUCUGUAGUAGCCUAUUUAUGUGUUCUCAACACUGAGGCUUACUCAAGAAGUCUUCCACUCUCUCUUCCUGACUGGAGGUCAAAUGCAGAUUAUUUCGCAAAGUGUGAUUUUGGCAGUGAUUUGCCAGCAUCCUGCGAUUGGACCUCUGAGGGACCCAUCAGCGCUCAGACGGCAACAGAGGAAACGGCUCUCCAUCCUGAGAGUCCAUCUGGUGUGUUUCGUCUCAAGAGUGGAUUUCUUACGAUCUCAGAAGACUCCUGUCUGGAGUUUUGGUACCAUAAACCUAACAAGAACAGUUCUGAACUCAAAGUUUCGCUAGUGGAUGACAUUCUGCAGACGUUGAUUUGGACCUCGGAGACAUCUAGCAGUGGACACUGGAGACAAGUCUUCAUUCCUCUCACAAAGCAAUCUGACAAUGACAACGUCCAGGUUGUUUUUGAGCUAUCAAAAGGCCUGCAUGAUGAUGAAAAAACUGCUUUUGACAGAAUAGGAAUACGGAAGGGACAAUGUGGGCCACAAUGUCAGCAAAGAAGCACAUUUUGGACUGAUAAAAGCACUUACUGUGCUUGCAUUGAUGAGCAACUCAUCUGUUCUCACAUGCCUUGGUCCAGCGACACCUUUGGCACCUGCCAUGUGGCCUCUGACCCACAUUACACUACUUUUGAUGGGGUCAGCUUCCAAUUUGAGAGUCCCUGUACCUAUGUAAUGUCAAAGGUCUGUGAUGAGUCAGGGCUGCUUCCGGAGUUUGCAGUGGAGGUGCAGAAUGAGAAAAAAGGGGAGUCACACGUAUCCUCCGUUCAGCAGGUGAACGUCAAUAUACAUGGUCUCACAGUGACCAUGAUGAGGACAGAGAAGAAGAAAGUCAUGGUAAACGGGAUUUGGAAUAAUCUCCCUCUACACCUGAAAGAAAACAGAGUUACGGUUAACGCCCAGAAAGAUGCUUUGGUCCUUCAGACCGACUUCAAACUGUCCGUCUUCUACAUGCGAUCCGGUGCCGUUCAGGUGACCGUUCCCAGCCAUUACUCAAACAGAAUCUGUGGCAUGUGUGGCAACUUUAACCACAAGACAGAAGACGACUUCAAGAUCCCAGAUGGGUCACAUGUGCAGGACGCUCAUGUUUUAGGGCAGAGAGUGUGUGAGGAGCCCACCCUGCCCAGGGUCUGCACAGACGCAGAGGAGAAGCAGUACACCAGCGAGGCUUACUGCGGCAUGCUAACAUCCAAACAAGGGCCAUUCUCAAUGUGCUUAUCUGUUCUGAAUGCAGAUACUUUCUUCCAAAGCUGCAUGUAUGAUAUGUGCACAACUCACGGAGAUCCUGACGCGCUCUGCAAUGCCAUCGAGGCCUUCAGUGCAACCUGCAAGAAAGCUGGGAUCUCUGUUCUGGCCUGGAGGAACUCCACAUUCUGUCCUGUGACGUGUGGGCCUAACAGCCAUUACACCGCCUGUGCCAGCGGCUGCCCUAAGACCUGCUCCACCCAGGACGCUACAGGGCUUUGUGGGAUAUGUGAAGAGCGCUGUGAUUGUGACGAUGGCUUUAUGCUCAGCGGAGCAGCAUGCGUAUUAGCUGAAGACUGUGGAUGCUGGGCUAAUGAACAGCAUUAUUCGAUCACACAGACAUUUAUGGAGGGUGAAUGUGAGCAACAAUGCCAGUGUUUGGGCCAAGGGAACAUUCAAUGUUCACGUAUGUCCUGCUUGGCUGAUGAAGCGUGCAUGGUUAAGGACGGCGUCUUGGGUUGCUUUCCAUCGAGCCCGGCGACCUGCAGUGUCUACGGUGACCCCCAUUACAUUACUUUCGAUGGCAAAGCCUACUCCUUCUGGGGCACCUGCAACUACACCAUAGCAAAGACCUGCGGGCCUACUGACACCCCGUUCGAGAUAACGGCACGAAAUGAGGGAGAGAGCAACUCUCCAACUUCCUCUCUUAACUCUGUAGCUCUUCACACGAAAGGCCUACACAUUGUCAUCGGGAAGAACAAGCAAGUUUACGCAAACGGUGCUCAGGUUCGCCUCCCUGCGGAGUUUAGUUCCUCUGUGUCUGUGAUUGAGUCAGGACCUUAUACUCAGAUUAAUACAAACUUCGGUCUGAGGCUGCUGUUUGGAAACUCCAGGUUGUUCGUCCAGGUGGAUGAACGCUACAGAGGAGUGCUGUGCGGCCUCUGCGGUACCUACUCCGGAAGUCAGUUUGACGAUUUUCUGACACCCGGCGGCAACACAGUAGCGAAUCCGUACGAGUUCGCCAGCAGCUGGAAUACCGACGACACCGACUGGCCUUGCACUAAUGGCUCUCCAUACCCUCCUGAGUGUCAUUCAGACUUGGAGGAUGAAGCAUAUACAAAAUGCAGUGAACUGUAUGAAGACGCUUUCAAAGAGUGCCACUGGUUUGUUCCACCACAGAUUUAUGUUAGCAGCUGUGUUUCUGAUUACUGCAUUUCCAAGGGCGACAAAGCUCAGCUCUGCACCUCUUUUGAGGACUAUGUGUCUGCUUGUGAAAUGACUGAGGUGUUUCUGCCAGAUUGGAGGAAUCACACCUUGUGCUUUGCCAAUCCACUCCCAACAGAUAAACCCACACCACCUCCAUCGUCUGCAAGUUGCACAUGGAGCUGUAACUUUGACCAGGAUGAAUGUGGGUGGGAACAACUUAUCCAAGACAGUUUUGAUUGGACCAGAUGGUCAGGGUCAACACCAUCAAACUUUACCGGGCCAGAUGGUGACCACACCACAGGACGUGGCUAUUACAUGUAUAUCGAGGGGGAUAGUGUGGUCCAUGGCGACUCAGCCCGAAUAAUGAGCCCCAUCUGCAACACUUCCGGCAAGCAGUGUUUGAGUUUCUGGUUUCACAUGUAUGGCCUGGCAAAUGCAAUGUCACUCAAUCUCUAUAUAUUUGAGAACAAUCGUGCCAUCAAAAUAUGGUCCAGAGCCAACAACCAGGGCAACAACUGGUACAAAGGCCAGGUUGAAAUCCAACCACAACAUCCUUUCGAGAUCAUCAUAGAAGCCAUCAGGGGCUCAGAUCCUCACUCAGAUGUAUCCAUAGACGAUGUGGCCAUAAUGCAUGGUGCAUGUGACUAUUUGUCUGUAGAAGAUCUGCACUCGACUCUGGCACCCCAUCCAUCUACUCCAGACUUAUUUGACCCCCAUCCAAUUUGUAGCAUCGACUGCGAUUUUGAAAACGACAUCUGCAGUUGGACUCAGAUGAUGACUGAUGUUUUUGAUUGGACAAGACACAGUGGCUCCACUUCCACAUCAAUGACUGGUCCCUCCUCUGACCACACAACAGGAAGUGGUUUUUAUAUGUACAUUGAGGGUGACAGUGCUGCCCAUGGUGACACGGCCCGUCUCCUCAGUGCAGAAUGUGCUGACACUCAACCUCAGUGUCUUCAGUUCUGGUACUACAUGCAUGGUUCCAGCUGGACCAUGGGACUGAGCGUCUACCUGCUGCAACAUGGCAAUGUGGGCACGGAGGUCUGGAGAAUGAGAGAAAACCAAGGAAACAUGUGGCAUCUUGCACGGGUGGACCUGAGAUCAGAUGUAAAGUUCAAGGUGAUCUUUGAAGGACAGAGAGGAAGUUCAGCCCUGUCAGAUGUUGCCAUUGAUGACAUCACACUGCACAGAGGGGCCUGUAGCGAUUUACCAAACCAAGUGGCUCCACGUUUAGUCCUAUUGCCACCAGCUGCACCCAUCCAACGUAGAACAGUUCCAAACACCUCAGCAUCUUGUCUCAUCAACUGUGAUUUUGAAAAAGACAUUUGCGCUUGGACUCAGUUGCCGACUGAUGUUUUUGAUUGGACGAGAAACAGAGGCUCCACCCCCACAUCAAUGACUGGCCCCUCCUCUGACCACACAACAGGAAGUGGUUUUUAUAUGUACAUUGAGGGUGACAGUGCUACCCAUGGUGACACGGCCCGUCUCCUCAGUGCAGAAUGCGCUGACACUCAACCUCAGUGUCUUCAGUUCUGGUACCACAUGUAUGGCUCCAGCUGGACCAUGGGACUGAGCGUCUACCUGCUGCAAUAUGGCAAUGUGGCCAAGGAGGUGUGGAGAAUGAGAGAAAACCAGGGUAACAUGUGGCAUCUUGCACGGGUGGACCUGAGACCAGAAGUCAAGUUCAAUGUGAUCUUUGAGGGACGAAGAGGAAGCUCAGCCUGGUCAGAUGUUGCCAUUGAUGACGUCUCACUGCACAGAGGAGCCUGUAGCGAUUUGCCAAACCCGGUGACUCCUUCUUUAGUUCCAUUGCCACCCACUACAACAACGCCACAGCCUGCACCCAUCCAAACUACAGAAACACCAAACACCUCAGCAUCUUGUGUCAUCAACUGUGAUUUUGAAAAAGACAUUUGCGCUUGGACUCAGUUGCCGACUGAUGUUUUUGAUUGGAUGAGAAACAAAGGCUCCACCCCCACAUCAAUGACUGGCCCCUCCUCUGACCACACAACAGGAAGUGGUUUUUAUAUGUACAUUGAGGGUGACAGUGCUACCCAUGGUGACACGGCCCGUCUCCUCAGUGCAGAAUGCGCUGACACUCAACCUCAGUGUCUUCAGUUCUGGUACCACAUGUAUGGCUCCAGCUGGACCAUGGGACUGAGCGUCUACCUGCUGCAAUAUGGCAAUGUGGCCAAGGAGGUGUGGAGAAUGAGAGAAAACCAGGGUAACAUGUGGCAUCUUGCACAGGUGGACCUGAGACCAGAUGUUAAGUUCCAGGUGAUCUUUGAGGGACGAAGAGGAAGCUCAGCCCGGUCAGAUGUUGCCAUUGAUGACGUCUCACUGCACAAAGGAGCCUGUAGCCAUUUACCAAACCAAGUGGCUCCACGAUUAGACCUAUUGCCACCAGCUGCACCCAUCCAACGUAGAACAGUUCCAAACACCUCAGCUUCUUGUCACAUAAACUGUGAUUUUGAAAAAGACAUUUGCGCUUGGACUCAGUUGCCGACUGAUGUUUUUGAUUGGAUGAGAAACAAAGGCUCCACCCCCACAUCAAUGACUGGCCCCUCCUCUGACCACACAACAGGAAGUGGUUUUUAUAUGUACAUCGAGGGUGACAGCGCUACCCAUGGUGACACGGCCCGUCUCCUCAGUGCAGAAUGCGCUGACACUCAACCUCAGUGUCUUCAGUUCUGGUACCACAUGUAUGGCUCCAGCUGGACCAUGGGACUGAGCGUCUACCUGCUGCAAUAUGGCAAUGUGGCCAAGGAGGUGUGGAGAAUGAGAGAAGACCAGGGAAACAUGUGGCAUUUUGCACAGGUGGACCUGAGACCAGAUGUUAAGUUCCAGGUGAUCUUUGAGGGACGAAGAGGAAGCUCAGCCCGGUCAGAUGUUGCCAUUGAUGACGUCUCACUGCACAAAGGAGCCUGUAGCGAUUUACCAAACCUUGGGAAUCCUCCUUCAGUUCCAUUGCCACCCACUACAACAACGCCACAGACUGCACCCAUCCAAACUACAGAAACAAUGCCACAGCCUGGACCCAUCCAUACUACAGAAACACCAAACACCUCAGCAUCUUGUGUCAUCAACUGUGAUUUUGAAAAAGACAUUUGCGCUUGGACUCAGUUGCCGACUGAUGUUUUUGAUUGGACGAGAAACAGAGGCUCCACCCCCACAUCAAUGACUGGCCCCUCCUCUGACCACUCAACAGGAAGUGGUUUUUAUAUGUACAUUGAGGGUGACAGUGCUACCCAUGGUGACACGGCCCGUCUCCUCAGUGCAGAAUGCGCUGACACUCAACCUCAGUGUCUUCAGUUCUGGUACCACAUGUAUGGCUCCAGCUGGACCAUGGGACUGAGCGUCUACCUGCUGCAAUAUGGCAAUGUGGCCAAGGAGGUGUGGAGAAUGAGAGAAGACCAGGGAAACAUGUGGCAUUUUGCACAGGUGGACCUGAGACCAGAUGUUAAAUUCCAGGUGAUCUUUGAGGGACGAAGAGGAAGCUCAGCCCGAUCAGAUGUUGCUAUUGAUGACGUCUCACUGCACAAAGGAGCCUGUAGUGAGAUCACUCUUUCUGGUACACGUGGAAAUUCUGACAGCAUUAGCAAAAAUAACAUGAUAAAACCGAAUGAGGAGGGGGGCAAAGAACGAGAAAGAGUUUGGAGAGAGUUGGAAAGCAACAGAUGACAAAAUCACAGCAAGACGGAGGCGAUCCCUGCAGUUCAAGGAACGUUUUCGGGCUUAAGUUGAAACACUUCCUUCAUACGAAGCAAACGAUUACCUGAAAACACCUGUCAUCUGUCAAUAUGGACCCCCUCUACAUCAUAGCUCAUGAACUACUCAAACCAGUUUUAGCAAGAGCAUUUGGUGUGCAAGUGUUGUUUACCUAGGACAUAUCUGUUAUCACCUCUUACAUAGUAAUUUCAUAUUACCAGUUACAGAUAACACCAUAGAAAGAUACAGUAAUUUUUUUCCUCAAGUUCACACAGGACUGUAACCUCAGGACAUUAAUUAUGAGAACGUUACAUUAAUGUUUGAACAUCCACAGAAUGUGCAAUUACUUAUUUUAAUUUUCAAUAUUUAAUCUGUUUUAUCAUUUAAAAAAACUAGCUAACUUCUUUUUGUUAAAAUUAUGUAAUAUGCAUGUUAUCUCUUUUUGUCUU